AUGACACGCCGCCUACAGGAAGCCACCGAAGAUGCUCUCCUCACGGGCGGCCGCACCAGCCAGAAACUGGUAGAGGACGCCGGGUUCUCGGAGGAGCUCAAGGAGAAGCUCUUCAACAAGGUCAAGGAGGCCCAGUUCAGGAAACAGUUCUCGUCGGCAUUCGCGGAGGCAGGCAUCUCGUCAUCGUCGUCGGCCGUGGGCGAAGGCACCCAGCACAUCGCCACGGCAGCCCCCUGGACCGGCAAGGAGACGACGCACGACGCAGUCCUCCGCAUGCUGGACGACUCGAGGAAGCCGCUCAGGCCCGAGCUCCGGGGCAAGUUCCGGACCCCGGUGCCCGUCGACAUGCGCAUCAAGAGGGACCCCGCGAUGAGCGCCUCGCAGCGCGUGGCCAGCGCGCGCGACAAGGCGAGCGCCUACGCCGGGGCCGAAGCCAAGGCCGCCUCCGCCUCCGCCGCGCCGGGCAGCAAGGGCCUCACGCCGGAGGAGAGGGAGGAGCUCAGGCGGGAGUUCAGGGAGCGGUUCCAGCCCGGCGCGCGGGCGAUGCCCAACUCCAUCACGGGGCUCGCGGCGCUGGCCAACGAGCGCAUCGAGGACGCCAUCGCGAGGGGCCAGUUCAAGGACAUACCCCGCGGCAAGGGCGUGGAGCGGGACGCGAGGGCGGACAACCCCUUCAUCGACACGACCGAGUACAUCAUGAACAAGAUGAUCCAGCGGCAGGACAUCGUGCCCCCCUGGAUCGAGAAGCAGCAGGACCUCGCCAAGGCGGCGCACACCUUUCGUACGAGGCUGCGCAACGACUGGAAGCGCCAUGCGGCCAGGAUGAUCGCAUCCAAGGGCGGCUCGCUGCUGGAGCAGAUGCAGCGGGCCGAGGACUACGCGCAGGCGGAGAGGAGGCACAACCCGCGCUUCCGCAAGGUGGAGGAGACUACUAUCCCCCCUGGGUUAACUGAGGACCCCGUCAUGGUUGAGGUGAGAAAACCGCCGAAAUCAGCAACAGCAGCAUCAGGCUCUGCAGAUGAUGCACCGGAGCCGCCGUCGGCUGGGCUUGAGGAUAAGAAGCCGCGGCCGUUGCUGCCGCCGUUCAGGGACCCCGACUGGGAAGCUGCCGAGCGAACUUAUAUGGAGUUGUCCAUUGAUAAUCUCAACAGCAUUACACGGACCUACAACUUGAUGGCGCCUGACCUCGCGAAGAAACCGUACUUUUCCCUGCAGAGGGAGCUCUUGGGCGCCUUUGCAGAGGUGGCGCCACAGCUGGCAAACGAGAUUAAAGAGAGGACCACACGGGUGAAAUCCCCCGGUCUAAGCGGUGGACGACAUCAGACAGCAGCGGCGAGCAUAUUUGACAAUUUCGGUGGUGGCAGUAGUCCCCGCAUUCGUCUCGAAGCCGAGGAGAAGGCAUACGGCCUCAAAGAUUGGUGGAGAGAUGUGUGGAAAAAAUAA
This is a messenger RNA of Clonostachys byssicola, 1443 nucleotides long. The record is from the annotation of a GenBank genome assembly. NCBI's taxonomy places the organism in Eukaryota, Fungi, Ascomycota, Sordariomycetes, Hypocreales, Bionectriaceae.